Messenger RNA from Anneissia japonica, 374 nucleotides. RefSeq lists its product as uncharacterized. Lineage: Eukaryota; Metazoa; Echinodermata; Crinoidea; Comatulida; Comatulidae. The record is from RefSeq and is a predicted model, not a curated record.
AGAUUGCCACAAACUUAUCAAAGAAUAUUCAAGAGAUCUGUGCAGCAAGAAGCAUGUACUACGACAGAAGAAUGGGUCUACGUGAGGACAGCAACAGACAUGUAUAAUGUAAAUGUGGAAAUACAAGAUGGUGGUAUGUAUUUUUGGAAAAGACAUUGCACCAAUCACGGAACUGCGUGUCGAGGGUUCUCUGGUACAAGCUCCUGCUUAAAUAAAUUGAGCUGGACGCCCACGAACGCACGCCCAGUAGGAAGUGACGGCAGCUACGAAGUGCACUAUAUACCGAUAGAAUCUUGCUGUGCAUGCGCUGUUACGAUCUGAUUAUACAAUAAUUUUGAAUAGUGUAUGUUAAAACUAAUUUAAAAAAAAGUAGG